GCCUGCGUCAGGUAUGGAAUCUGAGGAAGAAGUCGCAUCUCCUGUAUACGCAGUGUAUUACCCAGGGGAUAUCGCAAAAUCUCCUCGGAAUGUGUUCUUGACACUCAAGGAAGCUGUGAAGUUUGCUAAUUCGCCGGAGGGGAAAUCUAACGGUGCUCGCUUCAAUCGCUUUGGCACUCCCAAACAAGCUAUGGAGUUUUUUGCAUCUGGUGAAUGUCGAAGUCCUCAAUGUUCAACAACCACACCACCUGUGCCAUUCGAACCGGUGAUUCCACACCCUUCCGUUAGUCGACUCCAAAUGAAUGAUUUCAAGAAAGCUAUCGAAAAGGGCACUAUCGAAGCUGUGACUGAAUUGAUUGACACUAACCCUCGGUUUCUGGUGAAUACGAGUGGUGACACAGCUGCUAUAGUCAUGGAAGGAUUUCGCUUCAAUGCUCUGCACAUAGCUGCUCGUCAUGGAAAAGUUGAUGUAGUGGAGAGAAUAUUACAUCUUGUUAAUGAUGCAGCAUUUUUGGCUGAUCUCUACGGUACCACAGAGGACGACGCACGAUUUCGUGCUGAAAACAUCGUUGCGUCUUAUUUGAAUACCCCUGAUAAGGGAAAUUGCGACACUCCCCUUCACAUUGCAGCCAAGUUUGGCCAUGUAGAUGUUGUUAGAGCACUUGUAAAUCAACCGCUGAUGGAUAGACAUUUUCUGAAUAAAGAGGGUCAGACCGCCCUGGAAGUUGCUUGUUCCCGUUACACUGGAAGCGACAAGCGGGAACGUAAGGCUGAAAUGGAGCUGCUGCUGGGCGGCUUUUUCAUUAGCCUCUACCGCUCUGCAGAUAAUAGCACGACCCCCAAGAUUGUACAGUCAGAAAGCUUUCCUGAGCCAACAUUAUGCAAUGAUAACCAUAUCUGCUCGCCAAUCUUGCCUGAUUACAAAUUGGCUGCUUAUGCCGGACCCUUCGGUAGCAAGUCGAAAGCAGAAGAAUUCCUCAAUGCUUGGGUAAAUUCCGAGAAGCAUCUUAAGCUCACUGACACGGAUAAGGGUUACGAGCGCGUCGGACGUGCGUUGAGCACGAAACAUAAAGUCAAAUGGGCGGAGUCAUGGUGUUUUUUGAAUCGACUGAUUGAUCUACGGACGCUUGAAGGAUUAUCGCUUCUUAAUGAUUAUCUAGGAGGAGUGAGGAGGAGAGAAUCGAUGUCCCCAAUGCCCGCUGAUCAACUUCGAAAGAAGCUAGAUUUCGAUGACGAAGAUGAUAGUCCAGAGCUCUCGUCAUGUUUAACUCCAGCCGAAGAUGAACGAAGCGAUGAGGAAGGAGAGAAAUUCGAAGAUGCUAGUGAAACAAUUGACGAGAAUGUCCUGAACGAUUCUCUAGCAAGUCUUGCAGACCGUCUCGGUGCGCUUUCUUUGCGCUCACCCAUUACUCCAGCCAUGAAUAUCGAGGAAAGACUUCCGCCGCAGGAUUUGGAAGAGUUCUUUACACCCCCAGCAACUCCUCCACUAGUCUUCCUUUUGGAAUACCCGACAAAAGUAGACAAUGAUGUUAUGACUGCUUUGGCUGAUGUCCCACAGGAACAGAUAAAUCAGUUUUCUCAUGUUCGAUUGUUCAUGGAGAAGUUGAACCGGUUAACGAAUAAAGUGCGGUCUGAGUGGCCAGCUCUUGAUUCACCGCGUCGUGUCAAGAUCUCGAGAAGAUUUCUGGAUUAACUUUACUCAUGCUCCACUCACAGUAAUAUUACAAUGCCUUUUUCUUUAGUCAUUAUGAACUCACGUUUUCCAUAAUACAGCGCUCUUCUUCUCAUCUACGGUUAAACGCUUACAUUUCUGCAUCUCAUCAGAAUUCAUACUUGGGUUCGGCCGUACGUUACUAGCAGUGGCGGCCACAGGAUUUCGGACCGGGGAGGGGGGGGG
Cylicocyclus nassatus is the source of this 1897-nucleotide messenger RNA. NCBI's taxonomy places the organism in Eukaryota, Metazoa, Nematoda, Chromadorea, Rhabditida, Strongylidae. The record is from the annotation of a GenBank genome assembly.